Messenger RNA from Cucumis sativus (cucumber), 1266 nucleotides. RefSeq lists its product as hypothetical. The transcript is spliced from 5 exons. Lineage: Eukaryota; Viridiplantae; Streptophyta; Magnoliopsida; Cucurbitales; Cucurbitaceae. Bases 232 to 1011 code for a protein of 259 amino acids. The record is from RefSeq and is a predicted model, not a curated record. Gene Ontology annotation, biological process: snRNA export from nucleus.
ACCCUAAAUAAUAUUUCGUCUUCCUCCUAAUGCAUCAGUACUGAGCAAAACACCAUUUCUUCCUUUCUCCCUUUUUCCUUCUUCUUCAAUCUUCAUAUCUCCUUCCAAACUUCUCUACUCUAAACCCACGAUCCCACGCCCUCUCCCCCGUAGUCUCCAUCGCUCUCUCCCUUAAGAUUUCCCGUUAAAGCUUCACCGCCACUCCAUUAAUUCUUCUCCACUUUCUGGUUGAUGUAUCUUAUGGAUGGACAAGAGAACAUACUUGAGGCCAUAUAUGAAGACGAUAAGUUGGAAAAUGAUGAUGUUGAAAUGGCCGAUGUGGAGGAAGGGGAGUUCAUUGACGACAAUAUCAAUAUAGAGAAAAGCAGUUUUACAGAUGUCCAAGCACCAAGUACGGAUCAGAGAAGUAAAAAUCGUAAACAUCGGACAAAGAAAAAGAAGAACAAAAGAAAGUCAAGCGAGCCAGGUUCAAAUGGCACUGAUAUAAACAGGUUUGUGUUGAAUGCAUGCAGACUUUUGAAAGAGAAAAAAUCGUACAUGGUGUACACUGCUGUAGGUUGUCUUGGAGUCUCUGCAUUAAGCGAACUUAUCAAAGAGGUCAAUGCAGUUCAAGCUUGUGGAGGUCAGAUGACUGCAGAUGGCAGGCGCUUUCGGACGGGAGGUGGCAUAUUAUGGAGCAUCAUCAAAACCCGGGAACCAAAUGCCUACAAAGAGAUAAUGAAACGUGCAAAAGAGUUUGAGAAACAAUUUAAGCAACCAAAUGUGAGAAGGGAGGCUACAGAAACUGAGAAAGAAAGUUCUCAAAAAGUUCCUCACCUUUUCUCUGAAGGAUCUUCUAGAAAUCUGCCAGAUCACGUCCAAAGCUUUUCUUCAGAGCUGAAUCAAUCUAAGGAAUCAAAUUCCGAAGAAAAACUGUCUUCUAUUCACGAUAGAUUAAGAGUACCAGUUUCAUAUGAUGAUGACCUCCUUCAAGAAAAUCCGAAAGAGGAAGAUACAACUGACUGUAGAUAGGUUUUCCCAUUUUUUUGAACAAUUGCUGUUGGUUUUUAGUUCGUGUCUAACCAAAUCAACAGUUUUUACCUCCAAAACAUGAGGCAGAAGAAUGUUCUAUAAGCUGAGUUUGUUACUUUCAUUUUCAGUGCCUUUUUGUUUUAGGCUGCUUUGGUUGAGUGCCUGCUUGUUCAGAUGAGGUUGGAAUUAGCCACAUGGAAACAAAUUGGAUUUAUUGGUUGUAAAUGGGAAAAGAUUUUGCAAUGUUCCUCGUGC